Molecule: messenger RNA, 1542 nt
Organism: Camponotus floridanus (Florida carpenter ant)
Lineage: Eukaryota; Metazoa; Arthropoda; Insecta; Hymenoptera; Formicidae
Exons: 3
Coding region: 313-1542 (409 amino acids)
Biological process (GO): regulation of proteolysis; proteasome-mediated ubiquitin-dependent protein catabolic process
Cellular component (GO): nucleus; cytoplasm
Molecular function (GO): ubiquitin protein ligase binding
Source: RefSeq, a predicted model, not a curated record
AACAAAGUAAAUAUAUUGCUAAAUUAAUAACAACAUCGUCAACCGCCGGUUCACCUUCGUCUUCAUCACUUCAGUCCUUUGAAACGAUACAGUUGAAUCGGUUAUAAAGUCGGUGAAAAUAAGUUACAUAAAUGAGUUCUUUGAGUAGCAUAAAAAACGGGAGAAAAAUCGUUUCUUAGAAGAGAAUAUCAAGAUUAAGGAAGAAAAUUUCAGAUAAUUAAUUUUUGAAACAAAGAAUAAUAUCAAACUGUUGAUACCGAAAUAUAUUUUAAACUAAGCCUUAGAUUCAAGCUUUCGAGAAUAAGAAGUACAAUGAAAAAAUAUACUUUCAACGAAAAGAAAGCAAGCAAUACUUUUACUGGAAUUCAACUCACGAAAAAAACAGAGGGUACUUCCAAUGAAACCAUCGAAAAAAAAGAGGAUACCUCUGUGGAAAUUCAUAAAGAAGAAAGAGAAAAUAUUUUAAAUCAUUUCAAGCACCCAAUAUCUGAACUUACAUAUAAUAAGUCAUAUUCCCGCACAUGGUUAGAAUCUAGUAUAGUUGAAUACACUUGGGAAAUUAAUAGUGCCAUUAUUAUUUUUAAAACCGAAAAAGAAUUUUUUUCUGCAAGAUUUCCGAAAACAUCUUUAUACAGGAUUAAAUUAAGUAUUGAUAACGAUACAUCUGACGUAAUGAAAAGUAAACUAAGAUUUUAUUUAGUUACUGAAAAAAAAUUUAAGGGUACAUGCGAUGUUUGCGUCGUCAAUCCGUUCAAUUCGCAGAAGAUAAAAUGUAAAUCAACCUCCCCAGGUUUAAUAUCAAAUAUGAUAUUAUUAUAUGAAACUACUUUAGAAUCGUUAAAAGAAUAUUUAAUUAACAAUAAAAUUGUAAUGUAUUUCAAAAUCGAAAUCAUUUAUAAAUUUCUUACUCAAAAUAUACACAUAGAUGUGCCAUUAAAUACAACAUUAUGCGAAGAAUUAAACUUCAAACGAUCAAAUUUUACCAAUUUGAAAGUUAAGAGUAUGGGACUGAUUACAUUUAAAUUUAAAAGAGAACGUUAUAAUUUGCCCGCACAAACACUAUAUGCUACCAAUAGUGAGUUUUUUAAGAGCAUAUGCGAUUAUGCGAUGGUUGAAAAUGAAAAAGGCAUAUACGAGAUAGAGAUAGACGAGAUGCCAGUACCAUUCAAGCAAAUGUUAUCAUUUAUUUUAUCCGGUUCAAUACCGGAUCCGUUUAAUUAUCACAUGCUGCGAGAUUUACUAAUAAUGGCUUCUAAAUAUAAUGUACAAACUCUUAAAAUAUUAUGUGAAAGCUAUUUGAUACGUAUGAUUAAUAUUGAAAAUUCCAUCGAUCUUAUACAGCUUGCGUUGACAUAUAAUGCAAAAUCUUUAGAAAAAUAUACUGCAUUAUUUAUUAAGUUAUAUCUAAAAGAAAUUGUACAUACUCAAGAAUUUCAAUGUUUACCACAAUAUAAUUUCAACAAAAUAAUGAAAUUAAUUUGUGAUUCAAAUUUAUCUAUUGAUAUCAAAUUGGCACAUGAUAUACUGUGGAAUACACUGUGA